AGGCGGGGGACGCGCUUUCCUCCCCGCCGCACAACUGAAGUUCGCCCCCCCGGAUCCGGACGGUCGUAUUUUGCGGUCCUGUCCUUCACCCAGAAAUGUCUGUGAACCUGAGCAAGAACGGCCCUGCCCUCACGGCGGCCUACAAGGAGGUGGUGGACGAGAAAUCCGACACCAACUGGGCCUUGUUCACCUAUGAGGGAAACACCAACGAUAUCCGCCUGGCUGACAAAGGAGAUGGGGGAUUGGAGGAGCUGGUGGAGGAGCUGAACAGUGGGAAGGUGAUGUACGCUUUCUGCAGAGUCAAAGACCCCAACUCUGGCCUCCCCAAAUACGUCCUCAUCAACUGGACUGGUGAGGGGGUGAAAGAUGCUCGGAAAGGACUCUGUGCGAACCACGUUAGCUCCAUAGCUAACUUUCUGAAGGGAGCUCACGUGACCAUCAACGCUCGUGCAGAGGAGGACGUUGAACCUGAGAGCAUCAUGCAGAAAGUGGCCAAAGCUUCAGGAGCCAACUACAGCUUCCACAAAGAGACAAACCGCUUCAGAGACACGGGGCCUCAGGGGCCUGUGGGCUCUGUGUAUCAGAAGACCAAUGCCAUGUCGGAGAUCAAAAGGACCAACAAAGACACCUUUUGGGCUCAGGCUGAGAAAGACGAGGAGAAACGUCGCCAGGAGGAGAAGAAGAAAGCGGAGGAGGAGCGGCAGCAAUUGGAGAGAGAAAUUAAGGAGCGAGAUGCCAAAGAAGCAGCUCUGAGAGAGAAGAAGGCCAAAGAGCGAGCCGCACAGAUCGACGAGCAGAAGAGGUACCAGCUGGAGACAGAGAGUCAGAGUCAGCAGAAACAGCAGUGGGAGGAGGAGCCGGCAGCACAACCCAAAAGCUUUAAGCGUGCACAGUCCGUGGAGAAAGCCAAUGAGGCUGUGUCUCUUAUCUCUCAGCGUUCUGUUAACCCCAGAGAAAUGUUCCAACAGAGAGAGAAAGGCAUCACCCCCAGCAGCACAGACACUCCGUCCAGCCCACAGCCAGGGCGGUUGAAAAGCCCUUUUCUGUCUAAGCAACCUUGUGAGCCAGAGCCUUCUCGCUCUCCCGUGCGCCAGAUUUCACCUGUACCAGCCGCAGAGCCCAAAGUUGAGGAGCCUCCAGCGUCUGAGUAUGAGGAACCAGAGACAGCAGAGGACGAAGAGUAUGAAGAUGUGGUCAGUGCUCAGUAUAACUCUCAUGUUGAGCAGCAGUCGCAGUAUGAAGCAGUAGAAGAGCCGGACAACAUUUACGAGGAGCCGCCGCAGGUGGAGCAGCCUAACACGUAUGAGGAUGCAGGCGAUCGCGGCACCUGCGCUCGAGCGCUUUAUGACUACCAGGCUGCUGAUGACACAGAGAUCUCUUUUGACCCUGACGACAUUAUCACCGGCAUAGAAAUGAUCGAUGAAGGCUGGUGGCGAGGUUACGGUCCUGAUGGCCAUUUUGGAAUGUUUCCAGCCAAUUACGUCGAGCUCAUCUAACAACAGCGGAUCCCUCAAACACAUCCGGACAACAUCGACUUGCCCCACCCAGGCAGUAUUUUCAUUGGGGGUUGGGGGAUGAGUCCAUUAUAGUAGAUUGGAUAGACUGAAAUCAUGGACCACUGAAAGAGACGUUCCUCCUGGAACCAGGGGGAGGCAUUUGAACCCUCACUUAAAGAUAUUCCAUGAAUUAAUGUUCUUUUUUUAAGAUUUCAUUUCAAGAUAUUAACGAUUUAUCAGACAUUACCUAAAAAUUUAAGACCCGCACUGGCCCAAAAGAAAACUCUAAAAAGAGGACCCCAGAACAUUUUUUAUUGUGUGUAUAUGCAGUAAACUGUUCAUGUUUAAUCAUUUCCACCUUGAAUAUUCCAUAAAGCAAAUUAGCACUUGUGUCUUCAACACGUUUUUGCGUUUCCCAAUCUUUCUGGAACCAUUCCUGUUUGAGCAGUUGAGAUUUUCAGGUUUUACUAACGUAGUGUACCUUAAAGCAGUGUGACUGAUGAUUUGGAGUAGAGAGGUUUGGUGCUGCCACCACCUACAGAAUCAUUAUGGUCCUGUUUUUUGCCUUGUUUUUCUGCCUUUUCUGCCUCUCCAAGGAGCCUGAGCUGAAGUGCCACGAGCAUUUCGGCCUGAACAUGGAUGCUUUGCUGUGCUGUGGUGUGAAAUGUGCGGCUGGAUUUGAAUUAUUCCAAUUUGGUGCGUUGAUACGUGGCAGGAAUUUUAGAAACCUAGGGAACAAUACGAGUAAUCUGUGAUCUUACUGUGUUUCUAAGCAUUCCUGAGGACUUCUGGAGGUCCUCAGUGCUGUAGCCUCCUGCCAAUUUAAAAAACUGUGAUUUUCUUUCUUUUUUUGUCUUUAAGUUUCAGGGAACCAUAAUUCUGUUAUUCUUCCUCUGCCUUUGGGUCCAAAAGGGAGGCUUCCCUCAACAUUGCUUGUUUUUAGAUUGAGACACAACAGAUUUAGACUCAAUUUUGCCAUAUUUUUGCACAGCUUUUAAGGAUAACACACACACACCAACAACAACGAGCUGCCAGGGCUGUGCCAAUAGGAGGCUAACUGAGUGAAUAGGAUGUAAUUUUACCUUAGCUUAUGUGGACGGAGUUAAUCUGCCUGCCAGCAGGAGCCCGGUUCUUUAAGCAGAUCAUUGUGAAUAGCUUAAAUCAGUGUGUGGAAAAUUGUAACUUUAAUUAGAAAUCUGAAAUAAAGGAACUUAAACGAGAAA
Messenger RNA from Colossoma macropomum (tambaqui), 2719 nucleotides. RefSeq names its product drebrin-like b (gene dbnlb). NCBI's taxonomy places the organism in Eukaryota, Metazoa, Chordata, Actinopteri, Characiformes, Serrasalmidae. Gene Ontology annotation, biological process: regulation of actin filament polymerization; positive regulation of axon extension; neuron projection morphogenesis. The transcript has 15 exons. Bases 96 to 1496 code for a protein of 466 amino acids. The record is from RefSeq and is a predicted model, not a curated record. Gene Ontology annotation, cellular component: postsynaptic membrane; dendrite; cortical actin cytoskeleton. Gene Ontology annotation, molecular function: actin filament binding.